AUGGGCACUGCGGUGUACGCGGAAUACGCGCUGGGGGAGUUCACGCUCAAGUCGUCGCGGAAGCAACGGGCUCCGACGACAGGGGGAGCGGAACAUACAAGUGCGCGAUGGACACGCAGUCGCUCUUUGCAUUUGGGAAAAGGACGGCCGAGUUUUGGCAACAAGAAGGUGGGUUUCGAGUGGUGUGGAGUGGUGGAUCGAAAGAGGUCGAUCGAGAAGGAGAACAACAACAAGCUCUAUCAAGCAAGGCUUAAGGACGGCUACAAGGUGUCAAGAGACGACGUGGUGGUGAACAUGAGGGAGCCGGGAAACCUAGCGAUCGCGGCAGCAACGGUUACGCUGGCCAGCGCGCAGGUGGUAAACCCUACAAGAAUGUAUGCAGUGAAGAGGCUGCAGAUGACAAGCAUCAUGCGGAGAGCAGCCGAUGGCUGUACACUCGUGACCAAGACGGCUACGACUCAUGUCGUCGAGGGGGAGUGUUGGAAGUGCAAGAUGUGCACGUACAUCGACUCCAGAGUAGUAUCCUAUGUUACGCCACUGACGAGGGCCCCGGCGGGGGUCCGAAACCGCGUCUGGCACGCGUUCAAUCCAAGUCAUUCACAUCUACUCGAUUCUACAUUUCCUACAGGUUAUGAGCCCAAACGGCUUGGUAUGGACACUGCGGUGUACGCGGAAUACGCGCUGGGGGAGUUCACGCUCAAGUCGUCGCGGAAGCAACGGGCUCCGACGACAGGGGGAGCGGACCAUACAAGUGCGCGGUGGACACGCAGUCGCUCUUUGCGUUCGGGAAAAGGACGGCCGAGUUCUGCACAAGGAGGUGGUUUCGAGUGGUGUGAGUGGUGGAUCGAAAGAGGUCGAUCGAGAAGGGGAACAACAACAAGCUCAAGCAAGGCUCAAGGACGGCUACAAGGUGUCAAGGGACGACGUGGUGGUGAACAUGAGGGAGCCGGGAAACCUAGCGAACGCGGCAGCAACGGAUACGCUGGCCAGCGCGCAGGUGGUAAACCCUACAAGAAUGUAUGCAGUGAAGAGGCUGCAGCUGACAAGCAUCAUGCGGAGAGCAGCAGAAUGGCUCCCAAACGGCUUGGUAUGGGCACUGCGGUGUACGCGGAAUACGCGCUGGGGGAGUUCACGCUCAAGUCGUCGCGGAAGCAACGGGCUCCGACGACAGGGGGAGCGGACCAUACAAGUGCGCGGUGGACACGCAGUCGCUCUUUGCGUUCGGGAAAAGGACGGCCGAGUUCUGCACAAGGAGGUGGUUUCGAGUGGUGUGAGUGGUGGAUCGAAAGAGGUCGAUCGAGAAGGGGAACAACAACAAGCUCAAGCAAGGCUCAAGGACGGCUACAAGGUGUCAAGGGACGACGUGGUGGUGAACAUGAGGGAGCCGGGAAACUUAGCGAACGCGGCAGCAACGGAUACGCUGGCCAGUGCGCAGGUGGUUAUGAGCCCAAACGGCUUGGUAUGGGCACUGCGGUGUACGCGGAAUACGCGCUGGGGGAGUUCACGCUCAAGUCGUCGCGGAAGCAACGGGCUCCGACGACAGGGGGAGCGGACCAUACAAGUGCGCGGUGGACACGCAGUCGCUCUUUGCGUUCGGGAAAAGGACGGCCGAGUUCUGCACAAGGAGGUGGUUUCGAGUGGUGUGAGUGGUGGAUCGAAAGAGGUCGAUCGAGAAGGGGAACAACAACAAGCUCAAGCAAGGCUCAAGGACGGCUACAAGGUGUCAAGGGACGACGUGGUGGUGAACAUGAGGGAGCCGGGAAACUUAGCGAACGCGGCAGCAACGGAUACGCUGGCCAGUGCGCAGGUGGUAAACUCUACAAGAAUGUAUGCAGUGAAGAGGCUGCAGCUGACAAGCAUCAUGCGGAGAGCAGCAGAAUGGCUGUACGCUCGUGA
This is a messenger RNA of Phytophthora infestans T30-4, 1896 nucleotides long. RefSeq lists its product as uncharacterized. The coding region runs from base 1 to 1896 and encodes 631 amino acids. NCBI's taxonomy places the organism in Eukaryota, Oomycota, Peronosporomycetes, Peronosporales, Peronosporaceae. The transcript is spliced from 4 exons. The record is from RefSeq and is a predicted model, not a curated record.